AUGACAGAAAACCCAGCUUUCAACACCACUCCAGAGGACCUGAACACCUCCACUUCCUCAAGGAUGAAGAAAAACCCUUCUAGCCACCAGAACGUCACCUAUGUGGACUUCUAUCUCCACAAACCCUCGGUGGCCGCAGUCUUCACUGUGUCCUACCUGCUCAUCUUUUUGGUGUGCAUGGUGGGAAAUGGGGUGGUGUGUUUCAUUGUGCUGCGCAGCAAGAACAUGCGCACUGUGACCAACCUGUUCAUUCUCAACCUCGCCAUCAGUGACCUGCUAGUUGGGAUCUUCUGCAUGCCAACCACACUGGUGGACAACAUCAUAACAGGUUGGCCAUUUGGUAGCAUUGUCUGUAAACUAAGUGGGAUGGUUCAAGGGAUCUCUGUGUCAGCAUCUGUGUUCACCUUAGUUGCGAUAGCAGUUGACAGGUUUCGCUGCAUUGUCUACCCUUUCAAACAGAAGCUGACCAUCGCCACUUCAAAACUAAUCAUCGUCAUCAUAUGGGUGCUGGCUGUGUUCAUUAUGUGUCCUUCGGGGGUCAUGCUCCAGGUCACAAAGGAGCAGACAGUGAGAAUAAUUCUUGGCAGCAACAGCGAGACCCGUCCCUUUUAUUGGUGCCGGGAGAAUUGGCCUAGUCAGGAGAUGCGCAAGAUCUACACAACCAUCCUCUUUGCUAAUAUUUACCUUGCCCCUCUCAGCCUUAUUGUCAUCAUGUAUGCCCGCAUUGGUUUCACCCUCUUCAAGACCACACUUCCACCCAUAAGCGGCAGUGGAACUACACCUGGAGUGGGCAUUAGUAACAAUAAAGUGUGUAUGGAAGGUCGUCACACCGUUUCAAGGAAGAAGAAGCGGGUGAUAAUGAUGCUUCUUGUUGUAGCUCUGCUCUUCAUCUUGUCCUGGCUGCCUCUGUGGACACUGAUGAUGCUCAGCGACUACGCCAGCCUGACAGAGCACCAGUAUCGCGUCAUUAACAUCUAUGUGUACCCCUUAGCUCACUGGUUAGCCUUCUUCAACAGCAGCGUCAACCCCAUCAUCUAUGGGUUCUUCAACGAGAACUUCCGCAGAGGCUUCCAGGCAGCGUUCAAAUUCCAGCUGUGCUCCGUUGACAUGGUGCGCCAACGCAGUUACUCCCAUCGGAUCAGAGGAAACGCUGUGCUCCCAGUCCAGCCCGCCAACCCCAGUAGACCAGGAUCUAGAGCUGGGUCAGUGCUAGUGGGAAACGGAAAGUGCUCAUGUCAAGAGGGAGAGGGCUUGGGUGGUAGAAAUGAUGUCAUAGAACAGGAUCUGAUCAUGGAAGACUUGGAAAAAGUAUCACAGAUUUAG
Messenger RNA from Cololabis saira (Pacific saury), 1323 nucleotides. RefSeq names its product neuropeptide FF receptor 2-like. Gene Ontology annotation, cellular component: membrane. The transcript is spliced from 3 exons. Bases 1 to 1323 code for a protein of 440 amino acids. The record is from RefSeq and is a predicted model, not a curated record. Gene Ontology annotation, biological process: regulation of cAMP-dependent protein kinase activity; regulation of MAPK cascade; regulation of adenylate cyclase activity. Lineage: Eukaryota; Metazoa; Chordata; Actinopteri; Beloniformes; Belonidae. Gene Ontology annotation, molecular function: peptide binding; opioid receptor binding; neuropeptide receptor activity.